AUGAUGGAUUUGAUGUGGUUAAUUGCCUUACUUCUUGGAGCUGCACUUGGAUAUUACAUCAGUACUCUACGACAAUCUCGCCGCAUUUUUGUCUCCUCCAAAUCUGUCGCCAUAAACGCUGCUUCCAGUUCAAAUAAGAAGAUGAAGUCCAAGGAACCCCUCGAGAUUGAGAAAUUCACCGAUUUCCGCCAAAAAUUCAAAAUGAUUUUGGUGGUUAGGAAUGAUCUUAAAAUGGGUAAAGGGAAGAUUGCAGCUCAAUGCGGUCAUGCAACUUUAGGGUUAUACAAAAAACUCGUUCAACGGGCGCCAAAAGCCUUGAACAGAUGGGAAUACUGUGCUCAGCCAAAAGUCGUGGUCAAAAUCGAGAGUGAGGAAGAGAUGCUAGUUUUGCAAGAAAAAGCAGAGUCCCUUAAACUGCCAACGCAUAUCACCAUUGAUGCCGGAAAAACACAGAUCGCUCCAAAUUCAAGGACAGUAAUGGCUAUUCUUGGACCCGUGGAUCUUGUUGACGAUGUAACAGGUGGACUAAAGCUUAUGUAA
Molecule: messenger RNA, 540 nt
Organism: Arabis nemorensis
Lineage: Eukaryota; Viridiplantae; Streptophyta; Magnoliopsida; Brassicales; Brassicaceae
Source: the annotation of a GenBank genome assembly